AUGUGUUCCCCCACUGAUAAGACUGUGUCCGAUGCUCCUUUGGUCAACAGAUGGAAUGACUUCGACCCCCUAGAAGAAGUUGUGGUCGGAAUAGCUGAUGGAAGCUGUUUUCCCCCGCACGAGCCAGCUUGCGAGUCUGAGUUUAACGAUCAGUGA
Messenger RNA from Perkinsus marinus ATCC 50983, 156 nucleotides. RefSeq lists its product as hypothetical. The transcript has 2 exons. The record is from RefSeq and is a predicted model, not a curated record. Bases 1 to 156 code for a protein of 51 amino acids. NCBI's taxonomy places the organism in Eukaryota, Perkinsozoa, Perkinsida, Perkinsidae.